AUGUCUUCUAAGCCACAACCACCCUCAUCAGAUCUCCCGACAUACUCCUUCCGCACAGCCAAAGACUUAGAAUCAUUUCUUGAGCGCAAGCAUACAACCACACCAGGAUUUCACCUCAAAAUUGCCAAAAAGGCCUCCGGCAUCCAAUCUGUAUCUGCCGCCGAAGCAGUGGAAACGGCACUCUGCUUCGGCUGGAUCGACGGCCGCGCUAACGGCUACGACGCGGACUGGUGGCUGGUGCGGUAUACACCGCGACGAGCGAAGAGUAUCUGGUCCCAGAAGAAUGUGAAUACGGUCUCGCAGCUACUCAAAAAUGGCCGCAUGAGACCCGCGGGCCUGGCAGCCGUCGAAGCUGCGAAGGCUGAUGGUCGCUGGGACCGCGCGUACGCCGGUCCUGCGACUAUGACCGUUCCUGAGGAUUUCACGACUGCUCUUGCGGCGGAGCCGGCUGCUCAGGAGAUUUUUGAGACGUUGAAUAAAAGUGAGCGGUAUUCUGUGCUACAUCGUGUGCAGACGGCUUCUCCGUCGGCGCGAGCGAAGCGGAUUGGGGUGUUGGUGCUGAUGCUUGCUGAGAAGAAAUCUGCUGCUUCGUCUGGGAAGCGAAAACCUGCUGAUGGUGAUAAGGUCGGUGGUCAAGGUAAAGUUGUUAAACAGAGCAAGAAGAAAAGGUGA
Messenger RNA from Penicillium riverlandense, 672 nucleotides. RefSeq names its product YdeI/OmpD-associated family protein. The transcript has a single exon. Bases 1 to 672 code for a protein of 223 amino acids. The record is from RefSeq and is a predicted model, not a curated record. Lineage: Eukaryota; Fungi; Ascomycota; Eurotiomycetes; Eurotiales; Aspergillaceae.